Molecule: messenger RNA, 4079 nt
Organism: Papilio xuthus (Asian swallowtail)
Lineage: Eukaryota; Metazoa; Arthropoda; Insecta; Lepidoptera; Papilionidae
Gene: sl
Product: small wing phospholipase C gamma 1
Exons: 12
Coding region: 214-3840 (1208 amino acids)
Biological process (GO): phosphatidylinositol metabolic process; release of sequestered calcium ion into cytosol; phosphatidylinositol-mediated signaling
Cellular component (GO): ruffle membrane
Molecular function (GO): phosphatidylinositol-4,5-bisphosphate phospholipase C activity; calcium ion binding; protein binding
Source: RefSeq, a predicted model, not a curated record
ACAACUCGUAACUCAUUCAUUUGGUUUAGCAAUGUCAUGUCAGUCAAACAAAAUCGGGCAAUUGUGUGUGUUUGCAGUGCGAGUACAGAUAUUCAUAAUGUUUAUUCAAUAAAGAAAAUUAACUUAGAUUUACAUAUCCCGCAGACAAGUCUCCCCAUGUAGGCACAAUUCAGUCUCAGUUUCGAGGCGCACUGCGCCAACAAAGGAAGUGCCAUGAGUUCUGUUUAUUACAAAGGGGCCAACGAAAGGCUUAUCCAUGAGGCCGAUCAAUUAAUAUCAUACUUGGAACGGGGGUGUUCUGUACUAAGGUUUUAUCCAAGAAAAAGACCUGAACGUCGCACACUAUCUGUGCGUCGAGAAACACAUCAGAUAAUUCUAUUCCGAAAUGGAACGCCUCAGCGACAUACCCUGGAAGGUAAUUGGGAUAUUAGAGAUAUCAAGGAAGUUAGAUUCGGCAAAUCGUCUAAGGACUUCGAGCGGUGGCCUGAUGAGAUGAAAAAAUUAGAAAAUUCGAAAUGCUUCACAAUCUACUAUGGAACAGAGUUUAAACUGCGCUCCGCGUCUUUUGUCGCUCCAACGGACAAGGAAUCUGAAACAUGGGUGAAGGGAAUUAGGUUUCUAGUAGAAGAAUCUAUAAAUACACCAUAUCCACUACAAAUUGAGAGGUGGUUAAGAAGGGAGUUUUAUACAUUAGAAAAUUCACAUGAAAAGUUAACAUUGAAAGAAAUAAAGGGAUUCUUGCCUAAAAUCAACUGCAAAAUAUCAACGAGCAAAUUGCGCGACAUUUUCCAAGAAAUCGAUACUGGUAGGCGUGGCGAAAUUGGAUUCGACGAUUUCUCAAUUCUCUACCACAGAUUGAUCUUUGAUGAAAAUAAUGUCCAUGACAUAUUUGACAAGUAUUCCCAUUAUUGCGCAAAUGGUUCGAUAAUAACAUUGCGCGAAUUCCAAAGAUUCUUAAUAAUAGAACAACAUGAUAAACUAGGAGAGGACGAAGCCAAAACAUCUCAGUACAUAAGAGACUACUUGCGCGAUCCUCAGCGAGAUAUUACUGAACCAUAUUUAAAAUUAAAUGAAUUCGUUGAAAUGUUGUUUUCGAAACAUAAUACAAUUUGGGACAGCAAACAUAAUCAGGUAACUCAAGAUAUGACAAGACCAUUGUCACAUUACUGGAUCUCAUCAUCUCACAAUACAUAUUUGACGGGGGAUCAAUUCUCAAGCGAAUCUUCACUGGAAGCAUAUGCAAGGUGCUUAAGAACAGGCUGCAGAUGCAUCGAAUUGGACUGCUGGGAUGGUCCAGAUGGAAUGCCAUUCAUUUACCAUGGGCAUACACUAACAACAAAAAUAAGAUUCACUGAUGUUCUGAGAACUAUAAAGGAGCAUGCUUUUGUCGCAUCUGAUUAUCCACUGAUUUUGUCCAUUGAAGACAAUUGUUCGCUGCCACAACAGAGACGUAUGGCGACUGCAUUUCAAGAUGUCUUCGGAGACAUGCUGCUCGUUCAGCCAAUUGAGAAGAAUGAAACUACUUUGCCAUCACCGUAUGAUAUGCGUCGUAAGAUAAUUUUAAAGCACAAAAAGCUGCCAGACGGUGCUGAAGAAAAUUCAUUUGCAGUAUGUUUAGAAGAAGGUAAAGAUAUGGAUUUAAGAAAUUCAAUUAAAAAUGGUAUAUUGUUAUUGGAAGAUCCCGUUGACAAAGAAUGGAAUCCUCAUGCGUUUGUGCUUACUGAAAAUAAACUUUAUUAUACAGAAAACUACAGUGCACCAAGUGAAACUGACAUUGAUAGUGACGGUGAACCUGAGAUGGAAACAACAACUAUAUCUCAGGAUGAAUUGCACUUUGGGGAAUGUUGGUUUCAUGGGAAAUUGACUGGAAAUAGACAAGAAGCUGAAGAUCUUCUGAAAGCACAUUCACAUCUCGGUGAUGGUACAUUUCUUGUAAGGGAAAGUGUAACAUUUGUUGGGGACUAUUGUCUAUCAUUUUGGCGACAAGGCAAAGUUAACCAUUGCCGUAUAAAAUUGAAGCAUGAAAGGGGCUUAACUAAAUAUUAUCUCAUUGAGACGAUGUGCUUUGACAGUCUAUACAGUUUGAUCACCCAUUACCGCCAGCAUCCUCUACGCAGCCAGGAGUUUUUGAUAACACUAAAAGAUCCUGUGCCGCAACCAAAUAAGCAUGAAGGUAAAGAUUGGUAUCACCCGAAUUGCUCAAGAGUACAGGCUGAAGAGCUGUUGCGGAAGGUCAAUAUUGAUGGAGCCUUCCUUGUAAGGCCGAGUGAAAAAGAACUCAACUCCUAUGCUAUCAGUUUUCGGACGGAGAGAGAAAUCAAGCACUGCAGAGUUAGACUGGAAGGUAGAUUGUAUUCUAUUGGCACGGUGAAGUUUGAGAGUCUUGUAGAGUUGGUGUCAUACUAUGAAAAGAAUCCAUUGUACAAGAAAGUAAAACUCUCAUAUCCCAUCAGCGAGGAAGCCAUAAGAAGAAUAAUAACCGAACCAGAUGACUGCUCGGUGUAUGGAACACCAGGAUACAUGGAUCCAACAUCAUUUACGUCAAGGAUGACGGUAAAGGCAUUGUAUGACUACCAUGCAAGGCAAGAAGAUGAAUUGUCGUUUUGUAAACACGCGAUAAUAACCAACGUGGACAAACCUGACGAGGGAUGGUGGAGAGGUGACUACGGAGGCAAACGUCAGCAUUGGUUCCCGGCAAAUUACGUUGAAGAGGUAGAUGUACCUCAUCUAACAGAUAUCGCUGGAUGUUUGGAUAACGAAAAUGCCGCGUUGGGUUCUCUUCAGCAGGGUGUCGUCGAUGUGUUGGGCGCUAUAGUGGAACUGGUGGUUGGAGAGGAAGGCGGUGCGGCGCGCUGGUUGGUCAGGAUACAAAGUCCUACCAUGUGCGCCCCCUUCGACAUGGCUGCGCCUACCAGGGAGUCAGCGUUAGAGUGGCUUGAUGCCAUCAAAGUAGCUGCUCACAGCGCCAGCGCCAGGUCUCAACAGCAUAGAAAAAUGGAACGCACCUGGAGAAUCGCCAAAGAAAUGUCCGAUCUCAUUAUCUACUGCCGCUCCGUGGCUUUUAACGUUGACAAAAUGAAAACUAAUGUCUUCGUCUUCACCGAAAUGUCCUCUUUCCCCGAAACCAAAGCAGAACGGUUCAUGUGCCAACAGGAGGCGUCUCAAGCGUAUUUCAUCAAAUACCACAUGAUCCAACUGAGUCGUAUCUAUCCUAAAGGACAGAGGAUUGAUUCAUCAAACUAUAGUCCGACUCCGUUCUGGAACGCUGGCUCGCAGAUGGUGGCUCUUAAUUAUCAAACACCUGACAAAGCGAUGCAAAUUAACAUGGGAAAGUUCAAAGAGAACGGAGGUUGCGGUUAUGUACUGAAGCCGGACUUUAUGUUCGAUGAGAGAUAUACUCCUCAAGACAGGAAAUGUGUUGAGAGGAAGGUGAAGCCGGUGACAGUGAUGCUACGCGUCAUCGGAGCGAGACACCUCUGCAAAUCGGGCAGGGGCACUGCGAGCCCCUUUGUUGAGGUGGAGAUCAUCGGCGCGGACUACGACAGUGGCGUCAAAUUGGUCACCAAGACAGUCACCGACAACGGAAUCAAUCCGAUAUGGAACGACAUCUGCGAAUUCGACGUUGCCAAUCCCGAUUUGGCUCUGAUCCGAUUCUUGAUUCAAGACGAAGAUAUCUUUGGAGAUCCGAACUUCAUCGGUCAAGCGACAUAUCCAUUGAAAUGUCUCCGCACCGGCUACCGCAGCGUCAGCUUGACCAACGGUUUCUCUGAGGAAUUGGAGUUAUCUUCACUUCUCGUGCAUAUUGUUGUCAUGCCGAGUCGUUUGCAAUCGCUGCCAUAGCAUGCAGAGAGUCCUUCUUCGGUUAGCCGAUCAGGACGCUGUGGUUUAAGUUGUGUCAUCAUAUAAACGGCAACUAACAGUAAAAGCUUCAUUGUACGUGUUUCUCAUGUUCCUUAAAAGUGAUCUUUAAACUACACUGGUACUAUCUUAUAGUAUUAAGUGCACAUUUAAAUAUAUAUACUUAUAUAUGUCGCAUAAUCUGCUAUUUUAAAUCAAUGUUAAUUAUUGUAUCCUAUAAA